GAAAGCUCGCGCCUCUUGGCGACGCUGCCGUUCGCUGCCAUGGACAAAACCCUGGUGACGCGGAAUCUGCGAGCGAUCUUGGAGGACCACCAGCGCCGUCUUUUCCUGGACCUGGCCUCCUACGUGGAUCAGCAGCUGACGGCAGAGUCGUUGCCGUCGCCGCGGCUGAAGCGCACGCGCUUCGACUCCACGGAGACCUCCGAGGUCGAGCUCAGGGAUGAGGUGAGCCCCUUGCGUUCUCUGGCGGAUGCCCCGACGAGUCGUCCCAGCAGCAACGAGCUGCAGUCGGUGCACACGCGGCGCUCGGUGUCCUACAACUUGGCGAAGAGAGUGAGCGAGAACGAGAACCACUUCUCCAAGGCACCGAGCAAGAGCAAUUCCCUGACAAACCACUUCUCUUGCUGCUGCCACAGCUACCUGAUUGCACUGGUGGAGGCUUGGCAGUUUGAAGCCUUCUUCGCUCUGGUGAUCAUCACGAAUUCGGUCUUCAUCGGCGUGACGAUCCAGCUGGAAAGCAUGGACGCUGCGGGCUACGAUAAGACGGCGGUCUUCGCGAUUCAGUUGGCCUACAGCAGCCUCUUCACGGUGGAACUCUUCUUGCGCAUCGCUGCCGUGGGGCCGAGAGGCUACUUCUGUGCUGCGCAAACGGCCUGGAACUGGUUCGAUACCAUGAUUGUCAUCUCGGCACUGUAUGAGUUGGUCACUGUGCUGGUGGACAAGAGGCUCACUUCUCAGGAGGAAGGACAAUCUGGCAUCGCCUCCUCAGCCGGCAGCAACCUGCGCAUCCUCCGCGUGCUGCGCCUGACGCGGCUGACGCGGAUCUUCCGCGUGCUGCGGGUGGUGCGCUUCGUGCGGCCGCUGCAGACGCUGGUGCAUGCUAUCUUUCAGACGGUGCGCGCCUUGCUCUGGGCCUCGAUGUUGCUCUUCUUGAUCAACUACAUGUUUGCAAUUCUCUUUACGGACGUGGUCAACAGCUACCUCUCGGAUGCCGAGAUCGCCAUGACGGAGGGUCCCAUGCUGCAGAAGUUCUUUGGAACGCUGCAGUCCUCCACCUUGACGCUCUUCCAGUCCAUCUCUGGUGGCCUCAGUUGGGCCGAAGCCGUGGAUCCCUUGAUGCCCAUGGGUUGGCUGUGGGUCUAUGCUUAUUGUAGCUACGUGGCGUUCAGUUUAUUUGCUGUCCUGAAUGUGAUGACCGGUGUAUUCUGUCAGUCCGCGAUCAAAACGGCAGAGCGGGAUCAAGAAAUGGCAGUUCAAAAUUUGCUCCUCGACAAGGAGAAAAUGCGCUACAUGUUGCGGAAACUGUUCAGCAAACUGGAUGACACCAAUUCUGGCACGUUGACCUUGUCUGACAUCGAGAAACAUUUCGAUGACGACGAAGUGAGAGCGCUGUUUGAAACCCUGGAAUUGAAGGCCACAGAUGCCUGGACGCUCUUCCAGAGCAUCGAUCACAACAAGGAUUUCAAGAUCAACCUGGAGGUGGUGAGUGUGGAAGCGGACCCACACCUGUCGGACGUAGGCGCUCAACUGCUACGGCAUGCGCUGGGGCAACGCCAGGUGGUAAGGCAUUUGCCGCUGCUGCCCGGCGAGGAGACGACGCUGCCGGAGCUCCUGGAGACCUUGCGGGAGGUGUACGAGCAGCCUGUCUUUGACCUGGUUCUGUUGGGAGGCAGUGAUGGGGCAAGCUGCGCCGCCCAGGCGCAGGACAGCUUGAAAGGACCUCGUGACCGCGCGUGUGCUACGGAGUGAUGGGCUGGUUCUGGCCAUUUUGGAAGAUGCUCAGAGGU
Messenger RNA from Cladocopium goreaui, 1784 nucleotides. Lineage: Eukaryota; Dinophyceae; Suessiales; Symbiodiniaceae. The record is from the annotation of a GenBank genome assembly.